GGACCUUCAUCAGCAAUUGACACAAAGCAACAGAAUUUAUAACGUGCGCACAAAGCCGCAAAAGAAAACAAGAGCAUAUUCCUCUCCGUCUCCGGCCACACUCGCACUUCUUUCACUCUUUCCCUUUUACUUCAGCUUGUCGGUGAAUUUUUCUCUUCAGGGUAAAACCCAUAACCCAGUUUCCAUUCAAUCGAAUUUUUUAUUUAAAUAUUUGCUUGAAAAACUGUUAUAUGCAAUUCAAUUCCAUCUACAUUUCGCUCUCUCUAUUUUUUGGAGAGCUUUAAUUCUUCCAUUGCUGAAUUUGGUUCCUCACAGAAUCGUUUGGUUGCUGCUACUGCUGCACAGGUGGCUGCGUGGUUUUAGUCUUUGAGAGAGAGAGACAGAGAGAGCGAGAGAAAGAUGAAGACUAUCUACUUGACAAUCUAAAGCAACCAUGCAUUAGUCCUUGUCCUUGACAUGGUUAAGAUUGCACUCAAGGAAGUGAGAUUUUCCUGAAGAUUAUUAAUGGUUUGAGUUUGCGGCAAUUACAUUUCCUGAAGUGUAAAAGCUCGUGUUGGCAUAUUAUCCUGAAGGCAUGGAUGGGGACUCCUUUUGGGUGGAAGAAUUCACUGAUCAGUUACCCUUUUCUUUAAAAAGGAAGAGAAAUGUCAGAAUCAAGAAACUAGAGUUUGUUGGAUGGGGAUCCAAACCGUUGAUUGAAUUCCUUGAAUCAAUUGGUAAAGAUACAAGCAGAACAUAUUCUCAACAAGAGGUGACGGCUAUUGUCACUGAAUAUGUAAAUUCGAAUAAUCUUCUUAAUCCGCAAAAGAAAAAGAGGGUUAUGUGUGAUGUGCGUCUUCAUACCCUUUUCGGAAAGAAAUCUAUACCGCGGAUAAAAAUCUAUGACUUGUUGGAAGUGCACUUCAGUGAGAACCAUGAUGAAUCAGAGGAUGAAUCUCCUGACAAUCUGGAAGAGGAGGAUAUUUUGAUAGCAUCUAAGGGAAGAAAAAGUACAGUGAGUCCAAAGAAAAAGGCUCCUGUUGUUUCUAAAAGCUGUUUUGCAUCUGUUAUUGCUGAAAACAUUAAGCUUGUGUUCUUGAAGAGGAGCUUAGUUCGGGAUCUUAUGAAGACCCCUGAAAGUUACGGAGAUAAAAUUGUGGGUUGCUUUGUGAGGGUAAAAUCUGACCCAAAUGACUACUUCCAGAAAAACUCCCACCAGCUUCAGCAAGUUGAAGGUGUAAGAAAUUUUUCAGCAACCAGCGAUGCUGCUUUUGAAGUUCACCUUCAACUUUCAAAUCUGAUGAAGGACAUUCCCAUAUCUUCCUUAUCUGAUGAUGAUUUUUCUGAGGAGGAAUGUGAGGAGUUGCAUGAAAGAAUUAAAGCUGGUUUGCUCAAGAAGCCUACUGUUCUGGAGCUUGAGUCAAAAGCCCAAGUUCUGCACAAGGAUAUCACCAAGCAUUGGAUUGAGAGAGAAAUUGUGUUGUUACAAAAGCGCAUUGAUCAUGCCAAUGAGAAGGGAUGGCGCAAACAACUGUUUGAGUUUCUGGAGAAGAAGCAGCUGUUACAGACAAAAAAGGAACAGGAUAGACUCUUUUCCGUGAUGCCAAAAGUUGUAGCCGAGGAAUUAGAGCCUGAAGUUAAAACGGUUGACGCCCUAGAAGAAAAUGCAGUGGAACAAGAAAGAGAAAAUAGCCAUUCACCAAAGUCAACUCCUAAUGGAGCUACAGACUAUUCUGGUGCAGGAGAUACCGUGAUCCUAUCCAACAGGGUUUUUGUAAGUGGAGAUGCACCCGUUGUUGAUGGAAAUGAUCAAUAUGCAGACAUGACUCAAGAACAAAUGGAUACUACGGCUCCUGUAAGAGCUGAAAGAAGCGGAGAAAUGCAGGUGGUGGCCUCUGGAGGAGACAAUGUCACUCAAGAAGUACAGGUCCAGGUUACUCAAACUGAGGUAAUUGAAUUGAGCGAUGAUGAUCCAGAUGUUGAGGACCAAAAAGAUGGAAAACAGGCUACUUAUAUGAACCCUGAAGUCCCAAUUUGGCACUAUCUGGAUCCUCGGGGAAACAUACAGGGUCCUUUUCCUUUGACGUUGUUGAAACGCUGGAGUGAUGCUUACUACUUCGAGCCAAGCUUCCGAGUAUGGAUGGUUGGCCAAAGACUAGAAGAAGCUGUCUUGUUGAUUGAUGUGCUUCGCCAUUUUUUCCCCGUCAGAUGAAAGCACCACAUUCAGUGUUCUAUAAGAAAGUUGUAUCAAAGUUGUCAAUCUUGGUUGCUGAGUUAAAAAAAGAAAAGAAAAAGGUUCUUUUACUUCUUAAAUGUCUUUAUUCUAUGAUCAUUGAUCAUUCUGAAGAUACAUCUUUCUCAUGAAAAUGGAUCCUUGCAGCCAUUGCUGCAUUUCAUGUUUCAGAGUUUUGUUUCCAGUCAUUUUUACUUUGUUAUUAGGUAACCUUUCAGAGUUAGCAGAAGACGAGGCUUUGUAAUGAAGUGAUGAACAAAAAGAACCUUUUGUUACCAAUCAA
Nicotiana tabacum (common tobacco) is the source of this 2495-nucleotide messenger RNA. RefSeq lists its product as uncharacterized. The record is from RefSeq and is a predicted model, not a curated record. Lineage: Eukaryota; Viridiplantae; Streptophyta; Magnoliopsida; Solanales; Solanaceae. Gene Ontology annotation, molecular function: DNA binding; protein binding.